Molecule: messenger RNA, 645 nt
Organism: Paramecium tetraurelia
Lineage: Eukaryota; Ciliophora; Oligohymenophorea; Peniculida; Parameciidae
Exons: 3
Source: RefSeq, a predicted model, not a curated record
AUGAAAACGAAGAAAAUUUUUCCUUCUAACACUCAAAUUUAAAACUCUGUUAUUUAAUACGAAUAAGACAAUACUACUGUUCUCAGAAUGCCAUAAUCUGCAUUUUCUAAACCACAACUCUCUCUAGUUCCAAGUGAAGCCUGUCAAAAUUACUACUAAAUUAUCGAAAAAAAUAAAUUAUAAUAUCUUGAAUACUACAGCCAAUUUAAUGAAAUGAGAUUUAUGGAAAACAUGGCAGGAUUAAAAUCGAAAUACGAAAAAUAAGCCCUUUUAGAAAAUUUUCUCAAUAUGUUUGAAGAUAUGAUAUCUUGUCUCAUGGCAAUCUAAAAUACUUUACUUCUCAUAAACUUUGAUAACCCUGACUUUUCAUAAGUUUACAGUGUUCCUCCAAAUAUCAUGGUUGAUAUCCUAUUUAAAGACAUUAAAACAUUAGAAGGGUUACAUUUGGAGAUGCAAUACGCUUCGUCUCUUAGAUUUUUAGAAACAGUAUUAGAGGCUCUGGAAUUUAAUUCAUAGCUCUAUUACAAAAUCCAUCAAUUAGAUGUAAAAUAAUGGUCUCAAAAAUGUAAUAAUUAUCUCAAUAGUUUUACGACUGCUCAAUAAUAAAUUAAUAAUUCUUAACGCUCUUGUUGUUGUUUUAAAUGA